AAAUAGUGGGGAAGGAAAGUGGAGGGCUGGAUCUGGACUUUUUAAGGAUUUAGGUUUGGUGACCUCACUCAGCUGUGGGGAGAUCAGGGAGGAGAUGUCUCAAUUGUCCUCUAGCAGCCAAGGAGAGGGAGGUGUGUUCCUGGCAGAAGGCACAGCCUGUCCGAAGGGCUGGCAGCACAAGAGAGUCUGCAGUUUGGGACUUGCGGCCAGAAUGGGGAGUAAGUGGGGUUAGGUUCGGGGGUUAAGGAUGGGCACAAGGGAAACGAUGGGUGAUAAGGAGGGCUGCUGGGCUUCUGGCCUGGGAGAACUGGGAGGACGGUGGCACUCGUCUCUGUGAUGGGGACAAGGGAGGAAGAGCAGACUCGAGGGAAAUGCUGAGCUGAAUUGGAACCGAGUCGCCGGGGAGCACCGAGGGGAGGAGGCAGCUGGCUGGAAGGAGUUGGGCUGGAGGCGUGGACCUGGUUCCCCAUAAGGCUGCACUGAGGACCCCCUUGACUGUGGCAAUGGAGGGGGGCCCGGCGGUCUGCUGCCAGGACCCUCGGGCUGAGCUGGUGGAUCGAGUGGCAGCCAUUGAUGUGACCCACUUGGAGGAGACGGAUGGCAGCCCUGAGCCUCCCAGGAACUGUGUGGACCCUCCGUCACGGGCCAGAGCAGCCUCCGUGAUCCCCGGCGUUGCUUCAAGACACCCUGCAACCCGGCCCAGCCUCUCGACAAGGAAGUUCUCUCUGCAGGAACGGCCAGCGGGGAGCUGCCUGGAGGCCCAGGCUGGGCCUUACGCCACAGGGCCUGCCAGUCACAUUUCCCCGCGGGCCUGGCGCAGGCCCACCAUUGAGUCCCACCACGUGGCCAUCUCGGAUGCAGAGGACUGUGUACAGCUGAACCAGUAUAAGCUGCAGAGUGAGAUUGGCAAGGGUGCCUACGGUGUGGUGAGGCUGGCCUACAAUGAAAGUGAAGACAGACACUAUGCCAUGAAAGUUCUUUCCAAGAAGAAGUUACUGAAGCAGUACGGCUUCCCACGUCGGCCUCCCCCAAGAGGGUCCCAGGCUGCCCAGGGAGGCCCAGCCAAGCAGCUGCUGCCCCUGGAGCGGGUGUACCAGGAGAUUGCCAUCCUGAAGAAGCUGGACCACGUGAAUGUGGUCAAGCUGAUCGAGGUCUUGGAUGACCCAGCUGAGGACAAUCUCUAUUUGGUGUUUGACCUCCUGAGAAAGGGGCCGGUCAUGGAAGUACCCUGCGACAAGCCCUUCCCCGAGGAGCAAGCUCGCCUCUACCUGAGGGACAUCAUCCUGGGCCUUGAGUACUUGCACUACCAGAAGAUCAUCCACAGGGACAUCAAGCCAUCAAACCUGCUUCUGGGGGACGACGGGCACGUGAAGAUCGCUGACUUCGGUGUCAGCAACCAGUUCGAGGGGAACGACGCUCGGCUGUCCAGCACCGCUGGGACUCCAGCGUUCAUGGCCCCAGAGGCCAUUUCAGACUCCGGCCAGAGCUUCAGUGGAAAGGCCUUGGAUGUGUGGGCCACAGGGGUCACGCUGUACUGCUUUGUCUAUGGGAAGUGCCCGUUCAUCGACGAUUACAUCCUGGCCCUGCACCGCAAGAUCAAGAACGAGGCCGUCGUGUUCCCCGAGGAGCCAAAGGUCAGCGACGAGCUCAAAGACUUAAUCCUGAAGAUGCUAGACAAGAACCCCGAAACGAGAAUUGGGGUGCCAGACAUCAAGUUGCACCCCUGGGUGACCAAGAAUGGGGAGGAGCCCCUUCCCUCGGAGGAGGAGCACUGCAGCAUGGUGGAGGUGACGGAGGAGGAGGUGAAGAACUCGGUCAGGCUCAUACCCAGCUGGACCACGGUGAUCCUGGUUAAGUCCAUGCUGAGAAAGCGUUCCUUUGGCAACCCAUUCGAGCCCCAGGCACGGAGGGAAGAGCGAUCCAUGUCCGCCCCAGGAAGCUUACUGUCGAAAGAUGGGUUUGGCGAAGGAGGCAAAAGCCCAGAGCUGCCCGGCGUCCAAGAAGACGAGGCUGCGUCCUGAGCCCCCCGCAUGCGCCCAGGGCCGCCCGGCAGCACGCUCAUCCCGCGCCUCCAAAGGCCCACCGCCCUCAUGCCAACAGCCGCCCCUGCCGGCAGGGGGCUGAGGACUGUGGCCCCUCUCCCGGCCCUCCUCCCCCGUCUGCAUGACCUCCGCGCGCACGUGUCCAGGGACAGGAUCGGAAUGUGUGUCACUGGGGUGUAGGGGGUGGGUAGGGCUCCCACAAGGCCUUUCUCUUCGUCCUGGCUCUCCCUGGCGGGACUCAUCCUUUGCGGAAGCUCGGUGCCCGUGGUGCCUUAGAAACCCCGCCGGGCCGGUCGGCAAGGCCCAGGGGCAGGAGGCAGGAAACCGAGAAGCUGAGCGGGGAGCCUGAAGAGGCCAGGUGGGCGUGGCUCCGCGGCCGCACG
Molecule: messenger RNA, 2425 nt
Organism: Odocoileus virginianus texanus
Lineage: Eukaryota; Metazoa; Chordata; Mammalia; Artiodactyla; Cervidae
Source: RefSeq, a predicted model, not a curated record